AGUUUACAACCGACAGUUGAACUGUUCGCACGCCGUGCCAGCUAAAUUGACUUUUUAUAGCUAUCUUCACUGUUUUUUCAGUAUAUUCUAAACUCCCCUAAUUAUUCUCAGUGACUCCCUCGUGCAUUUUAUCUGCAUGUGCAUUGUUGAAAAAAAAACUCAAACAUUUCCCCCAGCAGUGAUCAAAUUUGUGGAAGAAAAUCUCGUUCAAACUGAGAAUGAUGUGCAAGUGAAAAAUUAAACUAAAGAAUUUUCGUGGUGUUGGAAAUGGGAUUGAAGUGAUGCUGUAGACUAGUGAUUUAAAUUGAGACAGAUUCUUUUUUUUUUUAAUCUAGGAGUGUUUGUAAAUGAUGAUCAUGCAAUUAAAUUACCUCCCUCGAAAAAAUUGAUACACGGUGAAAAGUCCCAAAGUGAUUAUUUCAUCCGGGAAAAAAUUGGAGGAGACGCCAGAAGACUUGAGUGCCAAGUCGUGUGGAUUAAUCACCAAUAGUGUACACCUAUAGUGUGAAAUGAAGUGUUCAAUAGUGGCACAUCGGCACAAAUUACACUUCCUGCAUUGCGAAACUGACCGACCGGAUAAGACAAUCACCGACAGCCGGUGUAGACGAGUGUAUGAAAUAGUUCUUGUGAAUUGGUAAAGCUUUUUUUUUUAAAUUUAGUAUUUAGAACAAUUUCAAAUUUUUGAGAACAAUUCUGGUGGACAAUUCUUGGGACAAGAGAGUGUAGUGUGGAAAAAUCUCGGAUUUGUCCCAGUUUUUGUCCCAUGUGACGUGACAUUUAACAAUGAAAAGCCGAGGAAACUGUGCAGAAGAGCGGCGACAAAUCCAGUGCUACAAGUGUCAAAGAGCAUCCCAAGACCUGUGCUCCCGGGGUGCCCCAUAGGCUCGAGAGCAACACCCUAACCUCGGCGACCUGGGACGCCAUGAAUGUGCGCGUCCAGCGCAAAUGGUGUCUCAUGCGAACUCUAAUGUACCUGUGGAUCGUGGCCUGCACACUGUUAAUGGUUGUCUGGUGUGAGGGCGCUACUGCCAUGCAUCUCACUCCGAGUCUCGCAACUCCCGCAAGGAAUUCCACAUCCCACCACCGGUGGGCGCCACUAGUCACCGGCCACCAGCGCCCCCAUGACCGGUCAACCGGUCUCAAGUCCGAUCUCACCCCCAGCGAUAAACAGGGCCAGAUCCUCCUGCAGCGCAUCAUUGCGGCGGCUAGGCGAACAUCAGGGUUGCCAGAGUGGAUGACUAGGCCGCGCACCCACUCACACCAGCGCCCACGACUGAAAUUCGAUCCAGAUCUCCAGUCAAUGCCUGAGAACCAGGCCGCCAGUUACCUCAGGAGCUCACCGUUUGGGCGCAACAGACGCGAGUCCCGCUACCGACCCAAUCGUGGUCGACAGCGUAGGUACUGCUCAGCCCGCGAUCCUACGGCACUAGCCUUCGAGGCACCCACAGUAUUUGAGGGCAAGGUGCGCUCCAUGAGUUCCGACCGGCGUGCCAACUUCUCAGCCACGUUCGAAGUUAAAGAGAUCCACAAGAAUCAAUCCACCUUCAAGUUGCCGCCACUUGUGCGUCUGCAAUUCUCCUUCGGGAAUACCAGUGAGUGUGACAUCUAUCGUGAAAAGUUUCGUCCGCGCGGCAAUGUGCGCGAUGAACUGGAGCAGGGGAAGGUGUACUUUCUGUUUGUGAAGCAAGUGACCUUGGGUAACUUCACAAUCAUCGGACAACCCAUCAAAAAGACCAAGAAGACACUCAAUGAGGUUAAAACUGGAGCUAGCGAAAAAUAUGGACAGCGCGCCUCCAUUGAAUUUCUCACGGAAAACCUUCCCGUGCGAGAGGGCAAAAAGAUCCGUUUGGUCUGUCGAGUGAAAGGUCAACCGCCACCGAAGAUCACAUGGUACAAAGAUGGUAGUUCCAUAAAAAGAAAUCGCACCAGAUAUACCUUUUCUCACUUUAAGAGAAGAUCGAUCUUGAUCAUUGAGUCGGUAGGAAAAAACGACACGGGACAGUAUGAAUGUCGCGCUAGGAAUAAAUUGGCGAAACAACCUGUUACACGAACAAUGUUCUUGAGAGUCGAUGACCAACCAGAUCAAAAUUGGGAGAACUGCCCAUCGUUGGGCGCCAUGGAGUAUUGCUUAAAUGGUGGCACCUGUCUGUAUUUUAGUGCAGUGGAAGAACCAGCUUGUCAAUGUCCUGAAGGCUUCAUGGGGAACCGCUGUGAGACGAAAAACCCAACAAAUCCCCAAACGAGUCAGGAUCACCGGUUCACAUUUCUAAUGGGACCUGCGCCACCCUCCUCUACCAUCUUCGAUGACGACGAGGAAGACUUCUUUUGAAAGAACCUCGAUUUUUUUUAAAAAAUCUUUCUAAAAAAAAAGAAUUCUCGCACAGUGGCUCAAUUUUAAUCUUAAAUUGAGAUCCUAACUAUAAAUUGAUAAAAAAAUUAUUUAAAAAAAUCUCUGAUUAAGCAAUGAAAAUUGAGUAACCGUGCCUCUUAAAACCUUAGAGAAAAAAACAGAGAAAACUGCCCAUUAAAUCUUCCUUCUCCCCCGUUCUACGCACAAUAAAUAGUUGAUAAUUUUAUAAUAUUGUAAAUUGUUGACUAUAAAGAAAAAGCUUGUAAGAUUAAACGGAGAUUAGUUAAAUCUAUAGGAUUGCAAUGCCAAAGAUUGUAAAUAUAAAAUUAAGAAUAAUCUGUGUUUUAGUGCUUUCUGAGAGCAUCUCAACAUCACACAGUAUCUAGCAGCUGCUUCACUGCAAAUUCUUUGAGUUGUAUAGGGAUGAAAAUAUAGAUAUCUUGUUAAUUUUUUAUAUAAGUAACAAUAAAUGAAAUAUUUCAUGGAUAAAAACAUCAAUAAAAUUGCUUCAAAAAAUAAAA
Phlebotomus papatasi is the source of this 2871-nucleotide messenger RNA. It is a transcript of the gene vn, whose product is annotated as protein vein. NCBI's taxonomy places the organism in Eukaryota, Metazoa, Arthropoda, Insecta, Diptera, Psychodidae. The transcript has 7 exons. The record is from RefSeq and is a predicted model, not a curated record. The coding region runs from base 923 to 2329 and encodes 468 amino acids.